UGUUUUUGUUGCUUUUAUUUGAUGUUUGGAUAUUUUUUAUUUGACGUUUGUAAUUUAGGCUUUUUGUAUAUUGUUCCAAUUUUAGUAUAUUUCCCGCCUUCUAAUUUCUUGCGACCUAUAAAUGUAGAGUUUAUUUUCUUUUCCUCAUUUCUCUUUUUCCUUUUUUUCUUGAUUUUUUACAAUUGUUCUUUGUGCCACUCAUUUAAAUUUGCAUAG
Molecule: messenger RNA, 216 nt
Organism: Meloidogyne enterolobii
Lineage: Eukaryota; Metazoa; Nematoda; Chromadorea; Rhabditida; Meloidogynidae
Source: the annotation of a GenBank genome assembly